This is a messenger RNA of Oryctolagus cuniculus (rabbit), 1915 nucleotides long. RefSeq names its product ribosomal oxygenase 2 (gene RIOX2). NCBI's taxonomy places the organism in Eukaryota, Metazoa, Chordata, Mammalia, Lagomorpha, Leporidae. The record is from RefSeq and is a predicted model, not a curated record. Gene Ontology annotation, cellular component: nucleolus. Gene Ontology annotation, molecular function: histone H3K4 demethylase activity; histone H3K36 demethylase activity.
CCCGGAGCGUGCGCACGCCGCCGGGCCCCGCCCCGCCCCGCCCCGCCGCCGUGCCGCCCCGGUCCGCUCGCGGCGGCGCGCUCUAGGCCGUGCCGGGUUUUCAUUUCCUCUUUGCCUGGUCUGAAGAUACAGCGAUGCCAAAGAAAGCAAGGCCUGCAGGAAAUGGGAAGGAAGAGGGGCCUGUUCCCUGUAAACGGGUGAAGGUGGAGGUGGCUGAUGGCCUUUCCACUUUAAACUUUGACAGCCCCCAUGAUCUCUUUGAAAGUCUAAUCUCACCGGUCAAGAUAGACACUUUUUUUAAGGAAUUCUGGGAGCAGAAGCCCCUUCUCAUCCAGAGAGAUGACCCUGCACUGGCCACCUAUUACCAGUCCCUGUUCAGGCUCACAGAUCUGAAGAGUCUGUGCAGCCGGGGUAUGUACUAUGGAAGAGAUGUGAAUGUCUGCCGAUGUGUCAAUGGGAAGAAGAAAGUCUUAAAUAAAGAUGGCAAAGCUCACUUUCUUCAACUGAGGAAAGAUUUUGAUCAGAAAAGGGCUACCAUUCAGUUUCAUCAACCUCAGAGAUUUAAGGAUGAGCUUUGGAGGAUCCAGGAGAAGUUGGAAUGUUACUUCGGCUCCUUGGUUGGCUCGAAUGUGUAUAUAACCCCUGCCGGAUCUCAGGGCCUCCCACCCCACUAUGAUGAUGUCGAGGUUUUUAUCCUGCAACUGGAAGGAGAGAAACACUGGCGUCUGUACCACCCGACAGUGCCUCUGGCUCGGGAGUACAGCGUGGAGGCCGAGGAUAGGAUUGGAAGGCCGACACAUGAGUUCACUUUGAAGCCAGGAGAUUUGUUAUACUUUCCCAGAGGGACCAUUCAUCAGGCGGACACUCCUCCAGGGCUGGCCCACUCUACUCACGUGACCAUCAGCACCUACCAGAACAAUUCAUGGGGAGAUUUCCUUUUGGACACCAUUUCGGGGCUUGUGUUUGAUGCUGCAAAGGAAGAUGUGGCAUUGCGGGCUGGCAUACCGCGGCAACUUCUCCUGCAGGCAGAAAGCACAACUGUUGCAACCAGAAGAUUAAGUGGUUUCCUAAGGAUGCUUGCAGAGCGGCUGGAAGGCACCAAAGAACUGCUUUCAUCAGACAUGAAGAAGGAUUUUAUUAUGCAUAGGCUACCCCCGUACCAUGUAGGAGAUGGAACAGAGCCGACAAUACCAGGUUUUAUAGGUGGAGAGUUACCACGACUGGACAGCACAGUGAGCCUGCAGUUUAGAGACCACAUCAUCCUCACAGUAGGGCCAGAUCAGGACCAGUCCGAUGAAGCUCAAGAAAAGAUGAUUUACAUCUAUCAUUCCUUAAAGAAUAAGAGAGACACACACAUGAUGGGAAGUGAGGAGGAAACAGAGUCUCAUGGACUUCGCUUUCCUUUGUCACAUAUGGAGGCACUGAAGCAAAUCUGGAACAGUUCAGCUAUUUCAGUCAAGGACCUGAAACUUACUACAGAUGAGGAAAAGGAAAGCCUGGUCUUAUCCCUCUGGACCGAAUGUUUAAUCCAAGUAGUCUAGCGCCUUUAUACAAUCCAAUUCUGUUUAUAUGUACAUUCUAAAGAAAAAGUAAAGACUUGAUAGUUUUGUAGCUACUGUUGUUUUAAUAGAAUAGGUAGAAGGAAUGGUCAUGAGGGCACUUGGUUGGAAAAAACUGAGAUCUAUAAUUAUUCACAGGAUACAUUUUAAGAGUUGAAACCAUGAAUUUAACUUUCCUUACCUAUGUUUCUAUGAACUUGAGACCCACCUGUUACCAUGUGCUAACAGGGGCAUAGGAAAGAAAGAACAGCAAAUUAAUAUUCCUCAAAGUGAAAAAACCAUACUUUUAACAAGUUUAUUUAAUCCAGUGUGGUACAAAAGGCACAACUCCAAUAAAUGUAUCAUUUAGAAUUAAA